Spinacia oleracea (spinach) is the source of this 965-nucleotide messenger RNA. RefSeq lists its product as uncharacterized. Lineage: Eukaryota; Viridiplantae; Streptophyta; Magnoliopsida; Caryophyllales; Amaranthaceae. The record is from RefSeq and is a predicted model, not a curated record. The coding region runs from base 313 to 774 and encodes 153 amino acids. The transcript is spliced from 3 exons.
UUGUGUAAGACUGCCUUACAUAAAAGUUUGUAUUUUAAAUAGGUCAACCCAUGUUAUCCGCUAUGAACAAUACAGAUCUAAAUGCGCAUAAAUAAGGUUGACUUUGUUAAAAGAAAAAGUAAAUUAAAAGAAGUAGUCAAAUUAUACUUAUAAAAAUUGUGGUAGUUUCUUGGUGUGGUACACGUAUGUUCAAUUCUUGCCCCUUGGGUAUAAAUUUGCCUCGUGAUUGUGGCUUUGCCUUUUUGUUUAAAAUCAUUUAGUUUAAAUUCAAAGUACAAAGAGAUUUUUAUCCGAAAGUUUGAAAGAAAAGAAAUGUCGUUGGUGGAAAUAACAUGGGGAGUACUUGCAAUUUUAUCACCACUCAUAUUCGUUUGUAUUGGACCUCUAGCAGUAGCGUUUUGUUCUUCAACAAGAGAUGCACCGUUUCAGGAAGGUGAUCUUUCCUCCAUCAUUGUUGGUACAAUACUUCUUGCGGUUGUUCAAAUGUGUACUUCUGGUUGGGUCGUUUGUAAUUGGCAUAAAACAAUUCUUAAAGGUGGACUUCAUUUUCGUAGAUUCAUACUUAUUCUCCGUGUUUCCUCCUGGUUGGCAUUUUUUACAACAAUCAAAGGAAUGACAGCUACAACCAUUUGCGUGGACAACAAUGAUUUCAUUUUAUAUAACCAAUUUUGCAUUUUCAUCAAGAGAUCACUCUUUUUUGUCAAUGCAAAUCCUCUUUUUUGGAGUAUAAUGUGCAUUUUCAUCAAUUUUGUUAGUUUCAUAUCCAUAGGCUGAGAUUAUAAAAAUCAUCUACAAAUCUAUUAUUACUACGGAGUAUAUAUUAAAAGACACACCAGGAAUGACACGUGUCAAUUCCUGGUGAGUCCUUAGUAUUUUUUUCCUUUUUUUUCCACCAAUUUUUUUUUACUAUAGUUGAAAGAAUCUUAUCAUUCCUAUUUUUUUUAAAUAUAAAAAACCAUUCGUUA